Molecule: messenger RNA, 1757 nt
Organism: Entelurus aequoreus (snake pipefish)
Lineage: Eukaryota; Metazoa; Chordata; Actinopteri; Syngnathiformes; Syngnathidae
Gene: pla2g7
Product: phospholipase A2, group VII (platelet-activating factor acetylhydrolase, plasma)
Exons: 11
Coding region: 348-1538 (396 amino acids)
Molecular function (GO): 1-alkyl-2-acetylglycerophosphocholine esterase activity
Source: RefSeq, a predicted model, not a curated record
UUUCCGGUGUUCAGUCAUUACAUCAUUGGGAUAUCUUUACUGUUGUUUUAGUAAGUGACCUACGUUACGUUUAUAAGUUGUGUAACCCGGAGUUCGUUAUUGUAUAACAUGUAAAAAUGAGAGCAAAAGUGCGUUUAAUGUAAUCAUUCUAGUGAGUAAUGCUAACAGCUAGUUAGCGAACCUGUUAUUACAAGUCGGUGGCAGUCCUAACCUGCCUCAACACUCCCACUUUCUUCUGGAGAGAAGCUUGCUAAUCUCUCCAAACUGAUUGUGGAAACAUUUUUGCCGUAGACUUCGAGCAGCGACAUAUCCCAGAUCCGAGGCGGUACACACCUGCCCUCUCAGCCAUGGGAAACACAUCCUGCAACCACCUGGGCAUCCCUCCACCUCAGGGCCCCAAAGCCGUGGGUUGCACGGACCUAAUGAUGGAUCACACAGUGCAGGGAAGCUUCUUCCGCCUUUACUACCCUUGUCAGAAGAUGGACAAGGCUGAGAUGCCAGCUUGGAUCCCCAACAGAGAAUAUUUCAACGGCCUGACAGACUUCAUGAAAAUCAACAGAACUUUCGGCGAAAGAAUAUUCAACUUCCUCUUUGGCUCCGUCAAGAUACCAGCCCACUUGGACGCUCCAUUUCACUCCAAUGAGAAAUGUCCAGUCAUCAUAUUUUCCCAUGGCUUGGGAGCCUUCAGGACUUUGUAUUCUGCCAUUUGUACAGAACUGGCCUCCAGGGGCUUCAUCGUGGCCUCCGUGGAACACAGAGACGAGUCUGCCUCCGCCACGUAUUACUUUGGAGAAAAGGGCAAGUCCCGGCAUGCACCAAACGCGUCUUUCUUAGGCGAUCUGCUGAUGGAAUGGAUCUAUGUCAGAAUGCUGCAGCCGGGAGAGCAAGAAUUCCCCAUCAGAAACCAGCAAGUGACUCAAAGGGCCGAUGAGUGCGUCCGUGCUCUAAGUAGACUGGCAGACAUCGACUCAGGGCUGCCGAUGCAAAAUGUUUUGCAGACACAGUUUGACUGGACGACGUUGCAGAACUCCAUGGAUCUGUCCAAAGUAGCCGUGAUCGGACAUUCCUUUGGGGGAGCAACCGUCUUAGAAGCUUUAGCCAAAGAGACUCAAUUCAAGUGUGGCGUGGCGCUGGAUGCCUGGAUGUUGCCGUUAAAGAAUGACACCUUCCCUGGAAUAAAGCAGCCCGUCUUUUUCAUCAACUCGUGGAGUUUCCAGUGGGCUGAGAACGUCAAACGCAUCGAAAUGUUGCUCGCGGCCGACACGCGCAGGAAGAUGAUCACCAUCAGAGGCACCGUGCACCAAUCCUUCCCUGACUUCACCUUUGUGACGAGAGAGUGCAUCGGCAAGCUGAUGAAGCUGAGGGGCGACCUCGACCCAGAAAUGGCCAUCAACCUCUCCAACAAAGCAACACUAGCCUUCUUGCAAAGACACCUUGGUUUGGAAAAGGACUUCGAUCAGUGGGACCGUCUGAUUGACGGAGAAGAUGAAAACCUCAUCCCAGGAACUAACGUCCCCUUGCUUCAGUCGGCCAUGUGACUCGCACCACAUGCCGCAUGAAGUACCGCAGACCUCAUCAUUGUUAAAAAUCAGGGUUCAAAAUGGACUUUUUUGUCCAACUGUUUUUCAUCUGCACUGGGCUGCAAAGACUCCAAGUGUAACGGUGUGUGUGUGUGUGUGUGUGUGUGUGUGUGUGUGUGUGUGUGUGUGUGUGUGUGUGUGUGUGUGUGUGUGUGUGUGUGUGUGUGUGUGUGUGUG